AUGUCUAGAAGUAUUGAGCUUGCCAGCCAGACACACAGAGCGCAAGCAGCUGAGACACUUCUCUUUGACCACAGAAUGGAAAUGUAUGAUAACGACAAGUACUUCUACAGCGAUGACAAUGACACUGACAUGCUGUACAAUUACAGCUACAAUCAAACCAACCUUGGGGAGCACUCCAACUCCAGUCUUCCCCAUUCUCACAUCUACCUGCCACUACUUUAUUUCUUCAUGUUUUUCACAGGCUUCCUGGGAAACCUCUUUGUGAUCAUGGUCAUGGGCAGUAGGGGGAAGAGGGGUGGGCGUCUGGUGGAUACAUUUGUGGUUAACCUGGCGCUGGCGGACCUGGUGUUUGUCCUCACCCUCCCACUGUGGGCCGUCUCCUCCAGACAGGAGGGACAAUGGCCUUUUGGGAACCUCCUCUGCAAACUCAGCAGCUACAUCAUCUCCGUCAACCGCUUCUCCAACAUCUUCUUCCUGACCUGUAUGAGCGUGGACCGUUACCUGGCCGUGGUGCGCCUCAUGGACUCCCGCUUCCUCCGCAGCAGCCAGUGUGUGCGUUUCACCUGCAUCAUGAUCUGGCUGCUAUCCCUGGCUCUGGGUACCCCCUCCCUGGUGUACCGUAGCGUACGUACCCCCAACGGUGAGCCCUUCUGCCUGGAGGACAAAGAGUCGUCCUUCUUCCUGGGUCUGAGCCUGACCACGAUUUUCCUGACCUUCGCCCUGCCAGUGUUCAUCAUCCUCCUGUGCUACAGCUCCCUCCUGGCCCGCCUGCGCCGACACUGUGUUGCCGCCGGCAACCCCCGUGCGGAAGCCCGCCGCCGCCACUCUCUCAAAAUGGUCUUCACCAUCAUUGUGGCCUUCAUGGUGUCUUGGCUUCCCUUCAACAUCUUCAAGACCCUCCUAAUUGGUUUCAGGCUGUCUGGGACCGAUCUGAGCAAUGAGACCCAGUCUGUCCUGAGUCAGGGCCUCACUCUCUCCUGCUGCUUGGCCUUCCUCAACAGCUGCGUGAACCCGGCCAUCUACCUGCUCCUGGACCACCACUUCAGACGGCAGGCGGAAAGACUGUUCCUGAGCUGCGUGCGGAAGCGUGGGCUGCACCAGGGCUAUGCCUCGUCCACAGACUUCUCCUACAACGGCACCUCAGAGAGCUGUGGCACAACAGCCUCCAGAACUCGUUUACAGUCGUUUGACCAGAAAGUCUGAUAGCAGGGUUCUGCACAUUUUAUAGCAUUUUUGUAGUCUAAAGGUUGAGGUGAAUAAUUUUGUAUUAUGAUUUUAGGUGUUACUGUAUGUAAUUCAAAAUCUCAGUGAAAGCAUGCACUAUAAUAUAUUUUAUGUAUAAAAGUUAUUUCAUUAUCAUUAAUAGUUUGAAUUGAUGUUUGCAUUUAUAUUACUUGUUUAUUUUUGCUUUAUUUUUUUAACCGAACAACCAUAUUUUGAAUAUGAUUAAUUCACCAUUAGACUGUUUAUUAUGAUUGUUAACAUUCGUAAAUUCAUAGUAAUAUUAAAUAGCAAUUUGAUAACAGUAACAUUCAUUUGUUAGUGGUUCCUUUCUGCUGUAUGAAAACUAUUACAAUAUCAUGUUCAUAUCAUUAGUAAGAUGACAUAUUAAGCAUUAUAAAUACAGAAAAUGCACUUUUUGAAUAAAUUGGGUGUUUAUAUGAUUGCUCUAAUAACUACUUUUUCCCAAACUAUGUCAUAGUUUACUAAGACUUUUUGCAGUUUAACAAUGGGCAUUCAGCUGAAAACAUUCCAAAUGAGGUUAAUAUCAACUGUAUUGCUUUGUUUAGA
Messenger RNA from Oncorhynchus nerka (sockeye salmon), 1791 nucleotides. RefSeq names its product probable G-protein coupled receptor 25. Gene Ontology annotation, biological process: immune response; positive regulation of cytosolic calcium ion concentration; G protein-coupled receptor signaling pathway. The record is from RefSeq and is a predicted model, not a curated record. Gene Ontology annotation, cellular component: external side of plasma membrane; membrane. Gene Ontology annotation, molecular function: C-C chemokine binding; C-C chemokine receptor activity. Bases 1 to 1203 code for a protein of 400 amino acids. The transcript has a single exon. Lineage: Eukaryota; Metazoa; Chordata; Actinopteri; Salmoniformes; Salmonidae.